Messenger RNA from Paramacrobiotus metropolitanus, 3844 nucleotides. RefSeq names its product alpha-catulin-like. The record is from RefSeq and is a predicted model, not a curated record. Lineage: Eukaryota; Metazoa; Tardigrada; Eutardigrada; Parachela; Macrobiotidae. Bases 999 to 3560 code for a protein of 853 amino acids. Gene Ontology annotation, biological process: Rho protein signal transduction; cell adhesion. The transcript has 11 exons. Gene Ontology annotation, molecular function: actin filament binding.
CACAUACACACACACCACUGCCUGCACCAGUCGCCAGAUAGAGUAGGCAACUAGGCAUCCCGCAUAUAUCCGUUACCGUUCCCCCUCCACACUAUGUCAUCACUGUGGGAUUUAUCUGGCAGGAAUAUUUCUCCAGCCCAGGUCCCACAUUAUCUCUCAUCAUCUCCCUGACGGCAUUUCUCUACCUCGAUGUUUCUUAGAUUUCUUAGGUUUCUUAGCGGCUUCUUUCUCUAUAUGCUCGGCAACGGUGGGUGGCUCGCUAAGGAGUUGUACGAGUAAAUGCAUUUAUCCACUACGCAUCAUCAAACAAGCGAGAUUGCUUUGCGCGGGAUCCAGUUUCACCACAUCGUCUGCUGCGAGUGUUUUCCACUUUUCUCGCGCUGCGUGUACGCGUUGUUUUCUUAGCGCGUGCUGUGACUUUAAUAUUCUCCCGCGCGCGCGUGAUCAACAUAUUCCGCCGGGCCAAGAUAAUUAUUAUGACGGCGUUGUAGCGUUCACCAAUAUCGCGCUAUGCACCUGCCAAGCAUUGAAUAAUCAAUUGUACGUUGGUUAAUCUGCACACACACCGGCCCCAGCAAAGUAAGCACCACAUCGGCAUCUUCUCACGUACGUAUCAACACACGGCGCGUGGUAACACUGUCAACUCGGUGUUUAACUGUGUCCUGGAUAACAAUUCGUCUAUCCCAGUAUUCUGCUGACAAAACACUGCGUACGGAUUUCCGCUGGGUGUCAUAAUACGCCCGUGUAAUAACCGUGUAUCAGGACCGUUAAUGUGAAUGCCGGUGGAUGGCAGUGUCAACAAAGGCGCACCGUUUAACGACGCCAACGCGUGGCGCAUAUAUACAUACAGGAAUUAUAUUGGGCAAUUAAAAAAUGUAUCAAUGUGUGCUGUCGUUCUGCAGGAUCGGGGAUUAUAUUAUGUAUAAUUUGUGAUGGGACGGUUGAUGCCUGCUGAAGUUGAAGGGAGUAUCACACUGAACGCACUAAUGUGAUGUGAUAUGGCCAUGCGUGUGCCGGAGCCCGUGGCGGCGGUGUCCAUGCCGGGAUGUACGCCGGUGGGGCCGGGCAGUGCGUCGGCGGCCGGGCCGGGGACGCUGCCCACUUCCGCUUCCUUAACCGGUCUGUCCAAUCUGGAGAUCCGCACUAAAUCCGUCGAGCAGACGCUCAUUCCUCUCGUCUCGCAGAUCUCGGCGCUAAUCAGCCAGCGCGAGCGCCUGACAAAAAGCGAGCGCGUGUCCAUCGCUCUCUCCUGCGUGGUCCGUGAUGUCUGCGAAGCCGUGGCCAAGUUCGUGCACAUCGGCGAGAACAUCGCCGAGGACAACCCGGAAAUCCGCCAGGAGAUGCUGGAGGCCUGCCGGGAGACGCGGGAUGCCGGUUCCCUGCUGGCGCAGAUCGUCUCCAUCCGCCUGGACGGUCUGUAUCCGCCCGGCGCGAUGCUCCCGCAUCCGCCGUCGCAGCCGCUGCUGGAGGAGCGCAAACUGCUGCGGGCGGCACGCGGGUUGCUGUCGUCGGUCACGCGGGUCCUGUUGCUCGCAGACCGGGUGUUGGUAUUGCAGAUUUUGCGGGCCAAGGACGCGGUUCGGCAAACACUGCGCGCCCUGGUACAUGUCCGGGACUUCAGCGAAUUCGUUAAACUAUUCAGCCAGUACGGCAGCAGUAUGGUGGAUCUGGCGCGGCUCAGUGGGGAACGCCUGCAGGAUCUCAAGGACGACAAGCGGAAAGCGCAGCUGGCCAGCGCCAGACAGCUGCUGGAGAAAUCCACCAUGAUGCUCCUCACGUCAUCCAAGGCCAGUCUGCGGCAUCCGGAUAGCCAGGAGGCCCGGUUGAACCGGGAUCUGGUGUAUGCGCGGGUCAGUGAGGCGCUGAAUCUGCUCAGCUACGCGGUCACAGACGGGGAAGCCUACCUCACCGAUCCGGAGAUGCGCAGUGCGCUGGCCGGGAUGCCGGCUGGGUGCGGUGCGGGAUAUGUGCCCUCGGUGGAGAAGCACACCGCCAUUAGCGUCGUCCUGCAGAGGAUCGAGGAUACCUUAGAGAUGAUCAAGAUGAAUCUGAUCACCUCCGAAGCCUACGACAUCCUCAAGCGGGACUUUCAGCUCUUCGAGGAAGCUCUGACGGAUUUCGUGGACUCGGCGGAAAUUCCUCACGAGCAGCGCCAACGGGUGCUACAACUCGCGCAGCUCCUGAAGGAGCAACUGCAGAGCUAUCCCGUUCUGGGUCUUGACGCUGGUCCACUAGCCGGCAGCAACAUGGACACGUCCCUAUCUAAAGCUCAACAGACAGCGAAGAGCAUGAAGAAAGAGUUGAGUAAUGUGGCGGUACAGAUCGCCACCGAUCUACUGAAAAGCUACAACGAAGCGGAAGCGACGGAGCGCGUGUGUGACGCCGCAUUAAGCGGGGAUCCGCGUCUGCUGGAGGACGAAGCGCACCGCUUCUCCGUCACCGCCGGACGGCUGCUGGAAGUCAGCCGGAUGUUGAAGCACAUCAGCUGCAAUCCGGCGAUGCUCAUCCAGGCCGACCGGCUGGAGACCAGUCUGGCUUCCCUCGGACGACAGUGCAUCUUCGCGGCGCAAACAUUAGUGCAGAGCAUCGGCAGCCGCACAGCCAAAGAAAACCUGGACGUCUUCCUGGAAGCCUGGCGCAGUCUGGUACGUGACCUGCUAUCGGUGACCACGCAGUGCGCCAACCAGAAUAAAGACAGCAAAACGCCGGUGCGGAUGGGAUACAUGUCGCUGCCCCGACCCGGUCGCCACGGUGCCACCGCCAAACCGAUCCGCACCUAUCCCAGCGACUUCGGCAGCCAAGAACAAGCGCGACUGGUUAAGAACGGCCUGGAGAUGCAGAUGCUCUCCUCGGAGAUGGACACCGCCCUGGCCGAUAAGUGCGGUCCGCCGGGUCCCUCGUCGUCCGGUAGCGGUCCGGCCGGGGAGUGGCGCGCCGAGGCCAAUAACGACAUUGUCAAACGGGCUAAGAACAUGUCCAGUAUGGCCUACACCAUGUACCUGUUCACGCGCGGCGAAGGCACGCUGAAGACCACCCAGGACCUCUUCACGCAAGCCGAGUUCUUCACCGAAGAAGCCAAUCGAUUGUGCCGGGCCAUCCGGGAGUUCGGCAGUCAUGUGCCGCAGGGACUGCAGAAAGUGGAGCUGGUCAGUACGCUGGAGAAGAUCCCGCGGUUGAUACAGCAGUUGUCGGCCACCAUUAAAAAUCCCACGGCGGGAAAGACGGCGACUUUUAAUAAGGUGGAGACGGUUAUACAGCAGACCAAGGAUCUUAUGAACGCUAUUGCCAAAUUGGUUACGACGUGUUUCAUUUGCGCUACAAAAUAUGAUCUGGAUUACCGGCAGCUGCGGGAGUGCCCGUCUUCCCACAACCUGCGCUGGACGAACUACCCGCCCAACGUGCACCUGGCCCGCGGCGGCCACACCGGCAGCAGUCUUAACCUGCGUCUGCCCGGCGAAGACAGCGAAUCCCUGCACUCUCUGCACAGCCAGGCCUCCAGCGGGGGCCGGCUAGCCGGUGGUCCGUAUUCUGGUCGCGGCCAUGCCACCGCCAAACGCUAGUCACGUGAGCACGUUGCCUGCGUGCUCCAUCCGCCCGGCUGAAGAUGUAUUAGCACAGUUCUACCUCUCAAUAUUAUCAGAAAUAUUGGAUGUACUUAUUAUGAUUUUUAUUAUACGUAAACUUUAUUAACUACCUCUCUCUCCUGUCUUUUUGCCUUUGAUGCAAGCGUGCCUUAUCUGCUGUGGCAACCUGGUCUCUUUUGUCGUCUGCAUCUUCUACUGUUUGUUAUUGUUGUAGCAUUUUAAGUUUAUUGUUUUAAAAUUAUUCCUUUGUGGUUUCUUAU